CGUCAAUAAAACAAGAAGAAGAAGAAGAAGAAGAAGCCAGAAGAGGACGAUGAACGGAUCCGAACUCCACUAAGAGCCGAAGGGUAUUUUGCAUUGUGUGCAGCUCCUGGGCCCUGAACAAGCUGCUGAAGAGAUCUCAAGAUGUUCCUCAUUGACCAUCGCAAAGGCUGCAUCCUUUUAGCUGGCUGAUCUGAAAUCCCAGCACUGACUUUGAGCAAAGUUCACGGUGUUGUUGUUUGGACUAUGUGCUGUACAUGUAUAUCCACAAUACCAAUUGCUUUGGCCAUAAAUCUAUCACAUUUCCUUAAUUAAAACUGCUGACCAUCAUGACUCAUCCCAUGUAUAAUCCAUUUGCCUCUGGGGAUGUAAAUGCCUCUCCGGGACAAUAUGGACUCUCUACUGGACAGACACAGGGGACCAUAUGGAGGACUAUACCUAAUCUCGGACCUGGAUCCAGCAUAAGCUUCCCUGGACAGUCAUUUGAUGGAUCUAGUUUGCCUGCAGUCAACAGGCCUGAACCAGGUCCAACCACUUCAAACAUUCAUUUACAGAGUACCUUCAAUAUUUCUGCCAGAAAUCAAAUAACAUACCAAUCUUUUGGUCAAGGUGCCACAACAGAGUCAAGCUUUUCUGUCUCAUCAGCUUCUCAAUAUCAUCAACAAUCCAAUGUUUGUGAAGGGAAUAGUUCUUUUAACUGUUUCCCAGAUUCCAGAAGUUCUAAUAAAGAUAAUUCCUCAGAGUCUUCUUUAAAUCCUUAUUAUUAUGCAGCUCAACCAAUCGGCCAACCUCUAUCCCAUGAGCUAGUGCUCACACCUUGGCUAGCAGAAAAGAUUUUAUUGCACUAUGGAUUUCAAAAAGAAGACUUGAAUGAACUCAUAAAUUACCCGGACGAGGAAACUACAGCUGAGAAGCUACCCUACACUUUACAAAAGAUUCGUAUGAAGAACGCCAACAGAGCUUUACCUGCAGCCACGUCAGACUCUAUGUCUCAACCAAGUUCAAGUGGAAUUGUUAGUUUGAAAAAGCCAACGAUAUUACAUGAUGAACCCCCAUCGAUCACUUGUCAUACAUCUGGGGAUGAACAUACAAAUGUUGAGGAUAAGACUGUUGAGAACUUUCUCAGUAAGGCUCAGAGUUGUGGAUUCACUGUGCUGGUGAACAAUGAGACUAGCAGUCAGGCUGAAAGAGUGCCUAAACAACACCUAGAAUUAAACACCAGUAGUUCCAUUUCUUCACAUGACCAGCUGGGCUCUACUACCUGCUUGAGCUCAACAAGGAAUAUUGUAGCUCCGGCCCAGCAGGUGGAGACUCAAUCAAACCAGUCUUUGCAAUCAAGCAUCCCUGCCUUUUCUCUACAAAAUAAAAGCAGGGACAUUGUAUCACCAAAGUUUGGCCUCGAUGGGUCUCCACCUGUAAAAGCACCAACUCACCCAUUUACAUCAAAAACACCAAAUAAUAUAAGCCACUGUGUGCAUUUAGGGGGACCUGUCCUUGUUCACACAGAAAGUAAAACCCAAGACCAAAAGUCAAAGAUGGCACCGCAGAAGCACCUGCAGAAGCAGUCCAAAUUGCAGAUCACACAAGCUGUGCAGCCUGCAGAGCCCACUACUUUGAGACAAGUUACUGCUCCCUCUUUCACCCCCACUGUUGUAGAAGUUUCACAUCCGAUUCUACAUUCUGGCAACAAUGUCGUUUUUUCAUCUGUCCCAACCGUGGAUCUGGUCAAGACCACUGAUACACAAGGAUCUAAGCACCAGUCUCCAGUAAAACCUCCGACCUUCAAGGGUCUGCCGUCACUAGCCAAGAUGCAUGACUGUACUGUGAGCAAACCAAGGAAGUUUCCACAUACUUGUUCUUUAUGCAAGACAAACUGUUCUCAAUUGAAGGAUUGGACGGACCACCAGCAAACCAGUCUACACGUUGGGAACUGCAAACGUCUUCGGGAACAACACCCAGAGUGGGAUGGCAAAGUACCAGGGCAAAGUGAUGCCAUUAGAAGUGCCAAGAUUUCUUCCUCCUCUCCUGACCACACUGCCCAUGAUCAUAAAAAGAAAACCAGUGAUGGGGCUCAUUCCCGGUCUUCCUCUCACAGCCCACGCCGACGCUGCAGCUCUACCCAUAGAAGUACCACUUCCAGCAGUAGUUCUAGAUCUAAAAGUCCUCACAAACGGCGCAGUUAUGAGCGUAGAAGAACUUCCACCAGCAGUAGUUCUUCCUCUAAAAGUCCUUAUCGACGCCGUAGUUCUAGGUAUAGAAGGGCCAUUACUAGCAGUAGUUCUCGCUCUAACAGCCCUCGUCGACACUGCAGCCCUGAAGGUCGAAGGGGAACACGGAGCAAUAGGACACAAUCACUUCACAGCACCAGGCACAGUCGCAGGUCUCGGUCUAGAUCUACAUCUCCACAGCACAACCGCCGUAUUUUCUCCAACUAUCAGAGACAUUCAAGUGAUUGGGAGAGAGGGUCACCAAAAGGAAGGUUUAAGACUUUUGGUUUACCAAGACGGAGCUCUGAUAUACCAUCGUCUCCAAGGAAAAAUACUGAGAAAUUGCGGCAUCCUUCCAACAGGCCCAUCCUUGCUCCUGGCGCAAGGAUGGUCCAAGAGCAACUCUCACGUACUAGAGAACGAGAACAUAGUGAUGAAAAACAGCAGUCAAGCAGGAGCCCCAAUCGAUGGUUGUCUCCAAGAAGUGAGGAGAGAAAGAGGUCACGAGGAAGGAGCCGUGACCGACAACGUUCACCAAGAAGGAGCAGUGAGCAACAGUUGUCUCCAACAAGACCAGUAAGGUCAUUAUGUCAUGACAAACAACGUUCACCGCAGAAGAAUCACAAGGCACAGUCAUCGCCAAAAGGAAAUGAUGGGAAGCAGUGCUUAUCCAACAAGCGCGUGGAGCGGUCUUCAGUAAGUGCAAGCCAUAGGCGGCAGCUUUUCCUGGAGGAAUCUCUGAAAAAGAAGCCAUGCAGUGAACAAAUUCUAACAAAGCAACUCAUGAAUUCAGCUUCUUUCGUGCCAGAGCAGCUAAACACUGCCAGUGUGUUUGCGUCUUCGGCUAGCACUGUACUGGCUGAGCAAGCUAAAAAACGGGCAUCUUCAUCAUCACAAUCAUCAUCAAUGACCAACAAGAUGGAUGCUUCCACAUCAUCAGUAGGCAACAACCUAAGAUCUGCUUCCUCGUCAUCUUCCUUCAAUCCAACAAAGUUGAUGCUGGACAGAAAUUUUAAUCUGGUGCAACCUAACCUUCCAAGGAGUGAGGAACGCUCUACGACUAUACCCAAGCCUCCAUUUGCUCAUCGCAAUAAACCAUCACCUCCAACCAUGUUGAGGCUCAGAGGCAAUUUUGAUACUCUCUCCCAUGGUGAUGUGAUCGCAGCCAUGGAGUCCUUUGGAAAGACCAAAUCCCUUUUACUGUUUAAGUCUAAACAAGAGGCGACUGUGUGUUUUGAAAAAGAGGAAGAUGCUGCCAAGGUUAAAGGUUCAAAAAACCUUGAGAUAAAAGGAGUUUCCCUCACAUUUGUUGCAAAGCAGGACAGAGUUUCAGAGGCACCUUUAUCUGCGUCUCCAGGGGAUCAGAAAAAUCUUAAAAAGCCCGCUGUGCCCUGUCAGUCUGUUUCUGCUAGAAACUUGGUUCUCCUGCCACUUAAAACGCUUUUGUCUAUCAAAAAAAAGUCCAAAAAGAGCACAGCAGUCAAGCUUGUGAAAAAAGCCAAAGUCUUGGCUUCCAAAGGAAAGUGUGUCUCCAAGAAGCAGGUGGUUCAAACUGUGAAAACAGUCAAUGUGGCAGCAAAACAGCCUGUAAAAUCAGCUAAAGACAAGAAAGAAGCUCCAAAGCUGGAAAAGACACUCAGUCCCAGCAACCUUGGACAAAAAUCAAAAGGCAAGGAAGAGAUCCCAACUGCAACAAAACUAAGGCUGAAAGAAAAUAAUGACUUUUCUGUGGGUAAAGUGAAAAAAAUAUCAGAAACAAAAAUACUGCAGGGUGAAAAUCUUCCACCCAGCAGCAAGAAAACGGAAGAAGUUGAAGCAAAACCAUCCGAGUCUGACAGACAGACUCUCAAGGCCAAAAUCUCAACAACAAACCUUCAAGAACUUGUUGCACCUACGCACUCUGAAACAACAAAGCAAACCCAAAUGAACACAGUUAGUAGUGAGAUAGAAAAUGUGAAAAAUGGUCAGUUGGGAACAAGUGGAGCGCCAGAGCCAAUAAAUAUGGAAGAACAAAAACUUAAAGUUGGGACUGCAGCGGGGGGAUUUUUAACAGGUUUGCCUCUGAAACGAAUGGCCAGUGAAAAUCCAGAGACCUCUGUCCAAAUAAAAACUUUGGCGAAUCCAGAGUCGACUGCACAGAAUCUGAAGUCCAACGAAAAGCAGACAGAACCACCGACGGCAGGAAGCUCUGCUGGAGCUUCAAUCAGGAUGGAAAGAAAUCAAACAGAUCCUGGAAAGCCACCCAGUCCAACCAUUGAAACCACAACAGAAGAGAGUGAAAAGCAGCUGACUGUUGGGGAGAGGAUUGUUCCUGAUUACCUGAAUCAACUAACCCUAAACAGCAAAGACUUUGUUCUGGCAUCAAGCAUCCUGAAGCCCAGGCCGUUGAACUUUGUUUACCCAAAGCUGCUGCUAAUCACCAACCUGCCCUCGUAUGACAGCUGCAGCUACACUGAGAAGGACAUUUUGGAUCUGCUCUCUACAUUUGGAUUUCAAUACUCAGAUGACAUGAUUUUUAUCUUUCCUCAAGGCUGCAUGGCUUUUGUGCUGAUGCCCAGUAAGGAGUCAUUGAUGGACCUGGUUAAGGCGUCGGCAGAAAACCACCUCAUCUUCAAACAACACAAACUUUGUUUGUAUGUCGUGAAAAAAUACAUUUCAAUGACACUGUCUGGCCUUUAUGGAUUGAUCAUGACUCUAGCAUCUUUUAAUGUUGCGAUGUCAAAUGUGAUCUUCAUCAAGAACAUUUCCCCGAGCGACGCCAUCACUGUCAGAGAGGCUUUGAGAAAGAUUGGCGGCGUCAGAAACAUCCUGCCUCUGCUCAACAAGGUUUUCAUUGAAUUCAAAUCCGUUUAUGACGCCGAUCGCCUCGGGGUUUGGUACAGCCUCCUGAAGGUGGGCUUUACUCACAUGAUUGUACAACGGCUGAUUGUACCAAGGGGCUUCGAGGAAUCACAACCACCAUUACUGCCACUGAAAGCACUUCCAGACCAAGAUGUGAUCAUUGCUGGGGCAGAAACACCAACAUUGAAAUAUGGCAUCCCUGUAGGCACAUUUUCGCCGUUUUGGGUGACCAUGACAACACAACCCUAUGUUUUUCCAACUGCCUCUCCUUGGUUUAACAUCCCAAAUUAUCUGACAAUCCACUCGAACCAAGUCUUUUCGGUAAUUACCCACCCAGCCUCUGUGUUCUGCACCGUAAUGCUGACGGGUUUACCAGAGGGAAACUACAAACACGAAGACGUCGCCAAGCUGGUGUGGCCUUAUUUCCCCAAGCAGAACCUCCAGACUCUCUGUUACAACAUCGUGGUCCUCCCUCUGCAGAGGAGGGCCUUUGUGUUUUUCUGUGACUGGGAGGCGUUCAGCAAUUUUAUCCUGAAUAUUCGCCAAGAGCCGUUUUAUGUGAAGAAGUCACCUGUGUUCAUCCACUUGGUCACUCAGGGUAUUCGACCUGGAAACACUGAGGAAAUGAUGUACAGAAUGAUGAUGAAAUGGAGCAAUGCGCAUGUUGCAGAUCCGGGUUCCCUGGAGGAGCGGCUGCUGUGUGUGGAGAUCACAGAACUACAGCUGUGCCUCAUCCAGGAUGUAAUGAAGGAAGUGGCUUCCAUCGCAAACUUUGUCAACUUCCUGCUGCUCGGUAACCGGAUUUGCAUUGAGAUGCUUGACUCCAUCGGCGUGAAGAAGGUGGUGGAAGAAAUGGCCUCCAGAAAGGAGUUAUCAACACACAGGAUCUGGAGCAGAGUUGGACAUGUUGAGUCCUCGAAGGACUUCAGAAAGCGUGUGCAGUGCUGUGAGAAGACGAUCUGCGACCUUCGUCGUUGCUCUAAGGCGUCUGAAAAAACAACUUCAUCAGUUUCCAAACCUGGAGCAAAAGUUCCUGUGAGUGUACAGCAAACUCAGACAGAUGCUCCUCCAGCAGCCGUCAGCGUCGUUUCCCCAACACUGACUGUAGCGUCCAAACAGCAGCCAGCUGCUUCUUCCUCCUCUUCCUCCUCUUCCUCAGCUACGGAUCACUCCCUGACCGUCGGAGAGAGGCUGGAAGAUCUGCUGCUGCCACAAAAAAUUAAUUGCCUUGAUAGAAAUGCCAUCAAAUCACCAAAAUUUCAGUUUAGUUCAGUUUACACAAGGCUGCUGUUGAUAACAAACCUGCCAAUGUAUCACGACGGCUGCUACACUGAGAGCGACAUCACAGAUCUGCUCGGAUUUCAAUACGAGGCAAAAAACAUCUAUGUGAUUCCUCAAGCAUGCAUGGCUUUUGUGCUCAUGCCCAAUCAUCGAGCUGCGCAAGAAGCUACCCAAAAAGAAUCCUUGACUCUAAACGGACAGAAACUCUGCAUUCAAUUUGUCGUCAGCAAGAUUUUUAUGGCUCCAUUUGAAUUUUAUAAAUCUCUGAUGAACCUGGUCGGAUUUCCAGUCACUGAUGAUGGAACCAGAACCAUCUACAUCGAGAACAUCUCACCGAGCGAGGCCCGGGACUUCAGGGAGACGCUGCGAAAAAUCAGACAUGUUACAAACUACCUUCCUCUGCUCAACAGGGUGUUUAUAGAGUUUAAGUCUGGCCGCGAUGCUGAUCGGGUCGGAGUUUGGUACAGCCUCCUGAAACGCUGCCCUGCUCAUAAAGUCUACAGAAUGAAACUGCCCCGAAGCACCAGCACAUCUCUGCCUCCCAAGAUGGCUCCAAACGCGUUGCCAGACGGCAACAUCGUCAGCGGGGUGGUUGUCCCGGCAACAAACUGUGGUGUUCCGCAGGGCAGCUCACCACCAUUUUCAGUUACCUUGACAACUGCUCCUUAUGUCUUCCCGACCGAGUCUCCUUGGUUCAUCAUCCCAAAUUUUACCACAAUCACAACCAAGAAGAACUUGUGGACACCUGCCAAUAACGGCCCCGGGGCCUCCGUCAUCAUGCUGACAGGUUUACCUGAAGGAAACUACAAACACGAAGACGUCGCCAAGCUGGUGUGGAGUUAUUUCCCCAAGCAGAACCUUCAGACUCUCUACUACAACAUCUUGGUCCUCCCUCUGCAGAGGAGGGCUUUUGUUUUCUUCACCGACUGGAUGUUAUGCUGCAGUUUUGUUGAAGAUUUCUUCAAACGUCCGGCUUCCAUCAAAGACUCCAAGCUGUUUAUCCACCAGGUUUUACAGGAAAUGCUUUCUGGUCACACUGAGGGGGUCAUGUACAGAAAUAUGAUGAAAUGGAGCAACGCCCACGUUCCGGAGCUCGAGGGUCUGGAGGAGCGGCUGGUCGUCGUGGUGAUGGCCAACAUUUCUGUGUACCUCAUCAUCCGUGUCUUGAAGAAGGUGGCGUCCAUCGCUCCAAUCAUCAGCUUUCUGCCGCUCGCCAACAGGAUUUGCAUUGAGAUGGUAGAUUCAAGCAGCGUCACAAAAGUGUUGGAGUAUACCGAUAAAGAUUGGCCAAACGUCCAAAGCCUUGAAUCAGUGAAGAGCCUAAAGCAGCGUCUCGACGAAUCCGCUAAGAUCACAGUAAACCUGAACCUGGACGGCGAAGCACAACUUCCUAUUGCUGCUGCUUCUGCUGAAAAGACACAGCCUGGAGUCCGAGGACAUGUCGGAUAUUCUGCAAAAAUGUCAGACAUUUUCUCAGCAGACAAAGAAAAUGUAUCGUCAGAAACAAAAACACCUCAAGCCUGUAAGGAAAUUGUGCCUAAAACAGAAGCUGAUAUGGAAGAAAAGGCAGAAAAAGCUGAGGCAGAGAACAAAAACGUAGCCUCCAUAUGUACUGUAUCAGAAAAACAAGCUGGUAUUUUUGAAAAGGUUCAAGAAUCUGCAGAAAAGACGACGGAAACGAGAAGUGAAACAGUGACUGAAAAGAAGGAAGAGGCAGAAGCAGUUAAAGACGUCCAGCCACAAGUUAGCGAAGAUGCUAAACCAGCAGAGCUGAAGGAGCUGGAACAAACAGAGGAAACCGAGGUCAAAGGUUCUGGUGAAGCCAAAGAAGAAGUGAAACCAGCAUUUAAGGACCAGAAAGUUUCCGCUGUGACAACUGAAGUUCCUGCAUCUGACAAAACUGCUUCCACAUAUUCAUCUGAUUUAACUCCUGGAGAAACGAUUGAAAAUUCCCUGAACAUGACAACAAUUUUCGACUGGGUCUCUGUGUGCAUCUCUCCUUCAACAUUGCUUUCACUCGAUGCGACUCUGGUCAUCCAAAACCUGCCAGAGUUUGGUGACAGCUGCUACACAGAAGCUGAAGUCCUCGCUCUGCUCCAGACGUUUGGUAUUCAGCGUGACGAUGACAAAAUUUUCAUCCUUCCUUUGUCUCAAAUAGCAUUUGUUGUUCUUCCAAAUAUAGAGGCAGUGCAAAAACUGAUGUCCUCGGAGGAGGACAUCCUCUUCAAAGGGUCCAAGCUCAAAUUCGGUGUCAUAAAACGCAAAGAACCCUCGAAUUUAUUUGGCAUUUAUAAAUUCUUGAUGAGUUUCACCAAAUCUCAGCAUCUACAGAAUUACUGCAGUCGGACAGAAGUCGUUUACAUCCAGAACAUCUCAGUAAAUGAAGCCAAAGAUCUCAGAGAAGAGUUGCAAGAGACUGAGAGUGUUAUAAACUACCUGCCGCUGCUCAACAAGGUUUUUGUUGAAUUUCAAACUUUUCUUGACGCUGAUCGGAUCGGAGUUUGGCACAGCUUCCUGAAGGAUCGGCGCUCGUACAAAAUAUACAGGCUGGGGCUACCAGUGACAACCUACAAAUCAAAGCCACCAAGACAUCCAGGACUGGCUUUGCCGAACAGGAGCCUUUGUGUGGCGAAUGCAGCCAUCCCAAAACCAAACGCGGCCAUCCCAAUUGGUUCCAGGGCACCAUUUUGGGUUACCAUGACAACUAGACCUUUUUUGUUCCCUACUGCAUCUCCUUGGUUCAACAUCCCAGCUUAUUUGAAAAGGUCUUCAAUAAAAAACAUGAAGAAAUGUUUGUCGAAACAUUUCAUGGAACCAAAAAUCAUGGUGACGGGUUUGUCAAAUGAAACCUACACACACAAGGACGUAGCGGCGCUGGUGUGGAAAUAUUUUCAUGUGCAGAAUCUUCACACACUCUACUACAAUGUAAUGGUUUUACCGCUACAGAAGAGGGCGUUCGUGUGCUUUCAGAGCUGGCGUGCUUGCUUCACCUUUUUUGCAGAUUACUUCACAAAGCCACAUACCUUCAAAGGCUCCACUAUCUACGCCUAUUUGGUGCGGACUAAUUUCCCCUUUCCAGAUGACGAGGUGACCUUGUACAAAACUCUGAUGAAAUGGAGCAACACUCCUGUCCCAAAACCAGAGGGCUUGGAGGAGCGGCUGCUCUGCAUCGAGGUUUCAGCGUUUGACAAGCAUAUCGUCAUGAUGGUCAUGGAUGAGGUGGCGAACAUCGCUACGUUUACCAACUUCCUGCCGCUUGCUGACCGGAUUUAUAUUGAGAUGACAACAUCCAGCGGAGUAUCAAAGGUAGUGGAGAACAUGCUGCUACCAAAAUUGUGUGAAAAAUGUGACUAUUGGAAGCAAGUUGGACCCAUUGAACCUGUAAAGAGCAGAAAACUUCGCCUUCUGGGUUACCCAGAUAUCCCAGUAGAUUUGGAACUGGACCCAGAUGGAAACCACACCGAUCCCAGUGCUGUGAAAAGUCCAGAACCGCCUCUUGAUAACAAGGCAACAAGCCCAGAUUCUGCUGAGCCCGUUCCCUCUGCUGAACCCACAGCAGGAUCAGGUGAUGCAGAGACUCAUGAGAAACGUGAAGCUGAGAAAACGGCCGACUCCACAUCAGCUGUGUCUGACAUGGAGACAGCAGAUGGAAAAGAAGCAGAUUCAACAAGCUGCUCUGCGCCGGAAACCGCAAGUCUGGUCCAGUCAAAGGACGAAAACGGAGAGUUUCCUAGAAUGGAUAUGAACAGUUUCAAUGCGAUUAAAUCUCUGGUUCUUCAGUUCAAACUCCAACAAAGAAGCUCCACACAAAGACAACAGAGUCCCGAAAAGAGAACUGAGGAGCAGAGCGCAGACGAGACGCCUUCCGCCAAAAACAAGCGCUCACCGUCUUCAUCACCUUCACCCAAAUCUAAAAAAAUUAGACUCUCACCCGAACCCUCUUCUUAUUCAGAUUCAGAGACUCAGGGAGUUCUUUCAUCAUCUUCAGGUGUCAGGGUGUCACAGGAAAACGAGAGUGAAAUGGUCAAAUCUGACCGCAAGGAGGGAAAAGCAGAACCAGAGACCUCACCAGAUGGAGAGAACUUGGACUUAACCAACCAAAGCCAGAGUCCAGAGGCAGAUUCUGCAAAUAAAACACUCGGAGAGAUUACCAGAAAGAAGACACAAAAAGACAAAAAUGGCAAAAGCAUAGAGGACAGGGUAGAUGAAAGUUAUGAAGAAACAAAUAAAGAAUCUGAGAUUAGCCAUGAUGUAGAUCAGGAAGGCAUUGAGGGCAAAGAGAUGAACGCAGCUAUUUGUGAUAAGGAGAGAGCCACUGAUGACCUUGAAGCUUCUGAGAAAGACAAACAUCAGCAGGUUGAAGAUGCAGGUUUGACUGUAAAACCAAACAAGGAAACCAGCAUUUCUGUGUCUGAAGAGGGAGAAAAUUCACCAGGUAAACAAUCUGAGACUCAAACAAAGGACAGCAGUGGAGAAGCAGAGGCGGGGAAAGAAGAUAAAGACUCUGGCGAAAUGGUUGAGGAUCAAUCUGUUACUAAAACCUCAGCUAGAAGAUCAACUAAAUGUUUAAAACAAGAUAAAGUAGACGCUAAUGAACCAACUAUCACAACAAGAUCUACCAGAGGAAAGAAAAUAACUCCAGAUGAAGGAAAAGAAGACAAAACUCAAACAAGAAGAAGGAACGAUGCCCAAGAUUCACAGGAAAAAAACAAAAAUGAAGAAAUGUCUUCUGGAGAUGUUUCACCAGUAACCUGUGAGCAGGAACCAUCAUCAGAAAUCUCAGACAGCGUCACAGAGACUGAAGACCAGGAACAAGAAGCCACAACCACCAGGAGGCGCAAUCGAGCCAAGAACACUGCGGGGAUGACUCCUGUGAGGAAAUCCACCAGAGGGGGGAAGUCUGAAUCUCCUGGUGAGCAGAAUCCGAAAGAAUGUGAAAAGGACGCUAAAGUCCCUAGCAAACGGAAGAUGGAGAUUUCCGGACCUGAAUCAAAGAAAUCUUGUGUCGACACAAACGUCAAACUUCCUCCGUUCAAUCCUAAUGAACCUUUAGGAAAGGAGUUUGUGAGCCGUAAGUGGGGGUAUUUCUGUAACCUGUGUUGUGUUUCCUACCUGAAGGACGACCAGCACUGCAAAACCCAAACCCACUACGACAACCUGCAGAGAUAUUACCAGACGCGGGGGAAGCUAAAGCCUUCAAAAAUGCUGAACCAAAGUUGAGGGACAUCUUCCUGUUUGACCAGCUUGUUGGUUUUUGAUGAAGAAUGUGAAGCUGUUACUGAUGAUGCAGUUAUUACUUGAACAUACAUUCUAUUUACAUUUCUCUGAUUUUUCCUGAAACAUCACUUUUUUGUAUUUUUAAUGAUUGUCAGUUAAUCUAAGCAGUAAUUUUCAAAUUGGUUAAGUGUAGCUAACGGAAGCAUUUUUUUGUAUAAUCAAUUUGUCACAAUGUGAAGUAAUUUUGAAGCAUUGCUCUGGAUUAUCUAAAUGUUAUUUUGAGGUAAAAUUACUUUUCUGACACAAUUGCCAUUUUUGUAAGAAAAUUAUAAUGCCUCUAGGG
This is a messenger RNA of Xiphophorus hellerii (green swordtail), 11886 nucleotides long. RefSeq lists its product as uncharacterized. Bases 327 to 11546 code for a protein of 3739 amino acids. NCBI's taxonomy places the organism in Eukaryota, Metazoa, Chordata, Actinopteri, Cyprinodontiformes, Poeciliidae. The transcript has 64 exons. The record is from RefSeq and is a predicted model, not a curated record. Gene Ontology annotation, molecular function: nucleic acid binding.